Molecule: messenger RNA, 2342 nt
Organism: Peromyscus maniculatus bairdii (prairie deer mouse)
Lineage: Eukaryota; Metazoa; Chordata; Mammalia; Rodentia; Cricetidae
Gene: Bpnt1
Product: 3'(2'), 5'-bisphosphate nucleotidase 1
Biological process (GO): phosphatidylinositol phosphate biosynthetic process
Molecular function (GO): 3'(2'),5'-bisphosphate nucleotidase activity
Source: RefSeq, a predicted model, not a curated record
AGCCAGGGCUACACACGUUCACAGCUGUUAUUUUGCCAUUCCUGUUCUACACUUUAAAAAAAAUGUAUAAAAAGUUGCUGCAAAUCAAGAUAAAGUAGAAAAAAGGUAAACAAACAAGCAGCCAAUGACUAUAAAAAGAUGCUCAAGUUGGGAGCCAGGAGGACAGAGUCAUCUCCAAGUACAAACAUGAAGAAGUCUGGUAACAAGUAUUGGGAGAAUUUGAAAGUAGACUGCUGGAUGUGCUGUUCCGGCUCAUCAUGGCUUCCAGCCACACCGUGUUGAUGCGACUAGUGGCCUCAGCAUACUCUAUCGCUCAGAAGGCGGGAACCAUAGUCAGAUGUGUCAUUGCUGAAGGAGACCUGGGCAUCGUGCAGAAGACCUCAGCCACAGACCUGCAGACCAAAGCAGACCGCUUGGUACAGAUGAGCAUAUGCUCUUCCCUGGCACGGAAGUUCCCUAGGCUGACAAUUAUAGGGGAGGAGGACCUGCCUCCCGGGGAAGUGGAUCAGGAGCUGAUUGAAGACGGGCAGUGGGAGGAAAUCCUGAAGCAGCCGUGCCCGUCACAGUACAGCGCUAUUAAGGAGGAAGACCUUGUGGUGUGGGUUGACCCCUUAGAUGGCACCAAGGAAUAUACUGAAGGUCUUCUUGACAAUGUAACGGUUCUUAUUGGGAUUGCUUAUGAAGGAAAGGCCAUCGCAGGCAUCAUCAACCAGCCAUAUUACAACUACCAGAGCAAUGAAAAGGAGAAGUUGAGGGAACAGAGGAUUAAAGCGAAGGCAGGCCCGGAUGCUGUGCUGGGCAGGACCAUCUGGGGAGUUCUGGGUUUGGGUGCUUUUGGGUUUCAGCUGAAAGAAGUGCCCGCUGGGAAGCACAUCAUCACGACCACCAGGUCCCACAGCAACAAGCUGGUCACAGACUGCGUUGCGGCCAUGAAUCCUGACAAUGUGCUACGCGUGGGGGGAGCAGGAAACAAGAUCAUCCAGCUGAUUGAAGGCAAAGCCUCUGCUUAUGUAUUUGCAAGUCCUGGCUGUAAGAAGUGGGAUACCUGUGCCCCAGAAGUUAUCUUACAUGCUGUGGGAGGGAAGUUGACGGACAUCCACGGGAACGCCCUCCAGUACAACAAGGAGGUGAAGCACAUGAACUCGGCAGGAGUCCUGGCCGCACUGAGGAAUUAUGAGUACUACGCAAGCCGAGUUCCAGAGUCUGUCAAAAGCGCACUCACUCCCUGAAGGGGUGCUUCACUCUCUUACCCCGAGGACUUGGUUCUCAGAGCAACACACCUUAGAGCUGAUGAACAUUAGAGCUCAGCUGCAUUCAUCGUUGGUUGGUGAUUUAGAUCAGUAGUUAGGGCUGGAACAUGGGACUGAAGAAUUUCACUUUCAGUAGUCUAAUUCUCUCAUAACUUAGGCAUAUAAUACAUUUUAAUUUUCAUUUCUCCUCCCUAAAAAAUAGUUGGCCAGGUCCCCAGGUGUGGUGGCACAUGUGGUAGUCAUAGCUAUUCCAGUGGUUUGAGCUAGGAAGAUUGCUAGAGCCCAUGGCCUCAAGACCAACCUCCAUUACAUAGCAAGACACUACCUAAAAACAGAGAAGAAAAACAAAAAAGGAAUUUAGUUUUAUUAAUUAGCUAACCAGACCAACCACUUGUUUUGAAGUCUGAAUAACUUUUAGUUUCGGUGUCUUAAGUGGUCUUAGUUUUUUGUUUGUUUUUGUUAUUGUUUGCUUAUUUUGUUUCUGUUGUUUGUUUUUUAGUUAUUGUUUGCUUGUUUUUGUUUUUGAGACAGGGUUUCUCUAUGUAGUCCUUGCUGUCCUGGAACGUGUUCUGUAGACUAAGCUGGCCUUGAAAUCAGAGAUCACUCCACCUCUGCUUCCCGAGUGCUGGGAUUAAAGGCAUGUGCCCACCACUCCUGGCUCAAGUGUUACUGUUUUUAAGUGGAGAAAUGAAAAAGACCUAGUUCCAAAUGACUGUCCAGGUCAUUUGUACAAUCAGCAUUCCUGCUUAUAAACUGGAUUUCUUCAGGGCAUAGAACCCUUUUUUUUUCUUUUGUCUGGUUCUUGAGGCAGGGUUUUUCUGUGUAGCCUUGGCUGUCCUGGAACUCCCUCUGUAGACCAGGCUUGCCUCAAACUCAGAGAUUCUCUGCCUCUGCCUCCCGAGUGCUGGGAUUAAGGGUGUGCGCUACCACUUUCCACCCAGGGUCCAGAAUCUUAAAUUGUGCCAGAAUUUCAGUUUUGUUUUUCAAAUUUUUUUAAAUUUCUGACUCUACCUGAGAAUGCAUAUAAUGAUAUUAUUUAUGUUGAUAUGGGGAAAGUUUCUUUAAAAUAAAUUAUUUACUUCUAGAUCUUUA